Messenger RNA from Aspergillus pseudotamarii, 783 nucleotides. RefSeq lists its product as uncharacterized. Bases 92 to 517 code for a protein of 141 amino acids. The transcript is spliced from 2 exons. The record is from RefSeq and is a predicted model, not a curated record. Lineage: Eukaryota; Fungi; Ascomycota; Eurotiomycetes; Eurotiales; Aspergillaceae.
CUUCCAGGCAUAGGCCAGAUAUAGAGUGCGAUGGAUAGUGGAUAAAGUGGAUAGCCUGCAGUAUGGUUUGCUUGCUGUUUUCUGCUUAGUGAUGGACAUGGUGGAGUACCUUUUCAGCCUUAGUUUGCAGCUAGUUCUGUUGAUUCACUCACAAACUAAUUUGUCAACGGUAAUGAUUUUCGAGGAUUUCCGAACUUGUUCCCUUGCUUUUUUUUGUCAUAUGUACGGAAAUCGAAAACUUGAAAAAUUGAAGGAAUCGAACGGUAAUCAUUGCUCCAGUAGAGGGGUCUAUAUUGCGCCACAUAUGAGGCCUGUAAACCGUACGGUCAGAGUAUACUGUGCAACCCCCAGGUAUACUCAAACUGUAUCGUUGUCCACCGCUCAACAAAACUACCUGAAAGAUAAUCUGGAGCCUAGACGAGACGUCCACGUUGGGCAGAACACGAGCCCUUCUCAUGAGCCAAUCAUCGAGGAGAAACUAUGUCAUGUCGCCAAAGUGACGAUCAAAACCAAUUAACUUCAUUAACUCGUUCGAGAAAAAAAAAAAAAAAAAAAAGUUGCUGCAGAUCUUCCUGGUCUGGUUGGAAGCUUGUAUUUAAACCGACUACUGAGUGCAGUGUGAUAUCGAACCUACCUAUACUCCGCAUACUCCCUUAUCAGGUACCAUUAUUUCGUGCCUGCAUCUCUGACCUCACCAUCUACACCGCUACUCCAGACUCACACAACACAUUACGCUGUCAUCAUGCCCGUCAUCUCACGUCUUGUGUCGAUUGUUCUCCGCGU